Messenger RNA from Brassica napus (rape), 1114 nucleotides. RefSeq names its product phospholipase A2-beta. NCBI's taxonomy places the organism in Eukaryota, Viridiplantae, Streptophyta, Magnoliopsida, Brassicales, Brassicaceae. Gene Ontology annotation, molecular function: calcium ion binding; A2-type glycerophospholipase activity. Gene Ontology annotation, biological process: pollen tube growth; pollen development; pollen germination. The transcript has 4 exons. The record is from RefSeq and is a predicted model, not a curated record. The coding region runs from base 115 to 552 and encodes 145 amino acids.
GGCGAGAAAGCAGGAAGAAGAGCCAAUGAGAUCUCAAGGAGACUCAUUAUUUUCGAAGACUAAGGACGAUCAAUCAAAUCCAGAAGCUUCUAUCUACUAGCUGUAGAGACGUUGAUGAUUAGCUCUUCUUCUAUGCGUGUCGCGGCUGCUUUCCUCCUUGUCCUCCUCUUCCUCGUCGACGUUGUUUGCAGCGAGGAGUGCACAAGAACAUGCAUUGCGCAGAAUUGUGACACACUUUCUAUUCGGUACGGGAAGUAUUGUGGGAUUGGACACUCUGGAUGUCCUGGUGAAAACCCUUGUGAUGAUCUUGAUGCUUGUUGUAUGGUCCAUGACAACUGCGUUGAGGCAAAUGGUAUGACUAACGUAAGCUGCCAUAAGAAGUUCAAGCAAUGCCUAAACAGGCUUAGCAAAUCGAUAAAGGAAUCCAAAAGCAAAAAGGUCGGCUUUUCCAAACAAUGCCCUUACUCACAAGUCAUACCAACUAUGAAUCAAGGAAUGGAUAUCGGCAUCAUGUUCAGUCAACUAGGCAAUGAUCUCAGAACCGAGCUCUGAGUUUUGCUGCGCAUUUACUCUUGGCCUAAGAGGAGGAGGAGGCAUCACGUUGGGACUUGGUAGUUUUAGAAGAUUCUUUGGUAAUGAUGAUGAUUACCUCUAAUUGCCAUUGCAAGUCGCUGCUAGAUUAGCUUAAUUCAAACACAUUUGGAUGAUUUAUGACACAUGUUAUUCUUGGAAACUACUAUAAGCAGCUGAUGUGACUUGCUAGUCUUAAUCAGAAAAGUCUUCUCUAUUCUUAAGGUCAAGAAAUGAAUUAUGAUCAUAAUACAUUGCUAAAGUCAGUAAUUGUGCCUUCUAACACUGGCGACAAUGAUUAUGUUGUAUCCAUAUUGGUUAUCUAUUUCUAAGUUGACGUCAUUUAAGAAUAUAUAAAUUGGUUAUAUAUUUCUAAGCUGUAUUCAUAAAUAUGCUUACAAUUAUGACAUCAUGUACUAUCUACAAGCUCACCCAAUCACCAAGUUCAUCAACUUUUGGUGCAUUUACGUAAUCAGUCUAUGAUGAUUAUUUCCUUGUUUCUUUAAUGUAUUUUGUGUAAUCUUCGAUUUUUCCUUGUGUACUA